Messenger RNA from Ramularia collo-cygni, 2643 nucleotides. Its product is annotated as related to nitrate assimilation regulatory protein nirA. The transcript has 2 exons. Bases 1 to 2643 code for a protein of 880 amino acids. The record is from RefSeq and is a predicted model, not a curated record. Lineage: Eukaryota; Fungi; Ascomycota; Dothideomycetes; Mycosphaerellales; Mycosphaerellaceae. Gene Ontology annotation, molecular function: zinc ion binding; DNA-binding transcription factor activity, RNA polymerase II-specific; DNA binding. Gene Ontology annotation, biological process: DNA-templated transcription; regulation of DNA-templated transcription. Gene Ontology annotation, cellular component: nucleus.
AUGGCGGAUUCUUCUUUCGCGUCGACCCAGCCGACGUCCGCGACGCCGGCUACUACUGCUGCUGCUACUCAUCGCAAAGUCACUCGUUCCCGAUCCGGCUGCGAGACUUGUCGAGCGAGAAAAGUGAGGUGUGAUGAGCGGAAACCAGUGUGUUUUAAUUGUGAUCGGUUGGGAUUGGUUUGUGCUUCUUCCUCGGAUGCUAUUAAAAGUCCUCUUACCACUCUCACAUCUGGUGCUGGAACGCCUAAUAAUGAUGAUGGUGGUGGCGAUGAGGAGGACGAGGACAGUAAGGAUUCUUAUCAACGACAACAACAACAUCAACAACAUCAACGGAAUGGAACGUCAAUAUCUUCUACGGGAUCGGGAUCGGGAUUGAAGCGGAAAAGGACGUAUCGAAGUUGUAAAGAAUGCAGAUUGAGCAAGACGAGGUGUUCGGGCCAGAAGCCGGUUUGUGCGAGGUGUGGGGAGAAGAGGUUGGGGUGUGCUUAUGAGGAUGAGGGAGAGCCGGCGUGGAAGCAGAGGGUUGUGAAGCUGGAUUCUCACCGACCGGGCAAGGGUAAGGGUGGGAGUGGGAGGAGAAGGAAUGGGAAUGGAAAGGAGGAGCAGAUGGGGAGUUUGAAUGGGAUCGAGGGGUUUGGUACCACGCCGUCGAGUGUGGAAGUGGAGAGGAGAGGCGGAUUGGCGUCACCGACAGCAGGAGAUGAUCUUGCGUGGCUGGUGCAGCCCAAUCUCCCGGAUCAUUCACGCAUGAGGAUUCUGGCCGAGAGGUAUUUCCAAAAUGUGCACCACUUGAGAUGCUAUGCCUUCAUUCACAAACCCACGUGGUUAAGGCAGCUGGACAGCGACGCGGAGAAGAAUCAGAAUUCGAAUGCGUUGCUGCACAUUGUCUGCGCUUUGGGAGCCCUGUUCUUUGCGGUCGAGACGGAGACGUCUCGAUCUACACCCCUACCCAUCAAUCCCUUGGAUGCUGGCAAGUUCUGGGCGGACCGAGCGCAGAAAUUGAUUCUUGCGAGACUGGAUCGGAUUUCGGUGGAGAAUCUCAUGGCAACGGUGCUGUUGCAUGAUUAUGAGAUUCGGAUGGGAAAUUACAGCAGUUCGUUCAUGCUGUCAGCCAUCACGGCUCGCAUGGCUCAAGCCCUGCAGAUCAAUCUCGAACAUUCUACCGAUGUCCUGUGUCGAGAUGCCGAUUCCAAUGCUCCAUCGGCGAGCGUCAAGGAGAGUCGGAGGAGAUUGAUGUGGUGUUGUUACAUCACCGACAGUCUGGUGGGCUCGGGCAUCGAUCAGUUGACUUUGAUUGAGACGAGUGAAAUCAAGAUCCAACUACCUUGCAAUGAGAGGAAUUUCGUGUUGGAGGAACCUUGUAUUACGGAGACGCUGGAGCCGGGACAGAUGUUGGGCUUUCUGCCGAGGGAGCUGUUGCYCAAGUUUCCGCUCGAUUGUAUGGGUAUGACUGCCUUCUACAUCCGGCAUAUCGCUACCAGGAGAAAGGUUUUACGAUACAUCAAACACCUAGACACCGCUUCCCCACCCUGGCAUCCCAACUCUGAAUUCGCCCAACUAGACAACGAACUCCGCUCCUGGUACAACAACCUUCCCGCAAACUUACAAUUCACCCCUACAACCCUCUACAUCCGCGCUGAGACCUCCCAAGUCGGAGCAUUGGCCGCGCUUCAUUAUGCUUUCCAUCAGACCAUGUGCGACCUUUAUCGAGUCGGAACUCCCUCCCUCUAUCGCCUCCGCUCAGCUUUCGAGUUCCCUCCUGAAAGGCAGUCUUUCCUCGCUCACGUCCGCUAUACCCUCUUCUGCCACGCCCGCAGUCUCGCGACCAUCAUGGCCGAAGCUCUCCGCCACGGGCCGCACGCCAUAGCCGAUAGUUGGCUCCCUACGGUGUUGUAUGACAGUUGUAAAAUCAUGCUCUUCUACCUCACCCAAUUAAUCGAUCCUCAAUUGGAAGAGAGUCGUCGACUCAUGGCGGAAACCAUCCCGCUGGUGAGGAAAAAUGUCGCGGCGCUGAGGGUCAUGAGAAGUAUGUAUGCUUCCGCGGAACCUUUGAGUAAAGCCGCCGAGGCGAUGUUGGAGAAAGUUUUGCAGGGAGCUGUGGGUGGAGGACUCUCGGUUCUGACGGAGGAUCCUUAUGCUGAGGAGGAGGAAUGUGGGGACGGAAGGAAUGGUGGUGUUGGCGGGGAUGAUGUUUUGAUUGGCAAGCCCGCGCAGAGUGCUCCGGAUGAUGUCCUCAAUCCAUUGAGUAUUUAUCGGUUGACGCGGAAGAGUAUCCCUGAGAAACAUGCUCCUGAGCGACAGCCUUUGUUGAGUGGGAGUUGUGCUGGGACGGUGGAUAGUACGCCUGUUAUGGGGAAGAGGGCUUUUGUAGGUGAGGGAGGAGAUGGUGGAAAUGAUGGGAUCUAUGCCCCGGAAUCGAGAGGGGAGAGCGGGAGUGGGAGUGGGAAUGGGAAUGAGGAACAGAUCAAUUUUGAUGAGUUGCAGAGCUUGUUCAGUAGUGAUCCUACGGGGUGGACUUGGCAGCCUGCGGAAACGGCCGUGGGGAGUCGGAUUGAGAGUGGAGGGUUGCYGCCUUGGGAGAGUACCAUGCUGGAUGUUGGGCAGUUGGAUGCUUGGUUGCCGGCUUUUGCGUUGGAUCCGUAG